Messenger RNA from Thamnophis elegans (Western terrestrial garter snake), 2660 nucleotides. RefSeq names its product cytochrome P450 4B1-like. Bases 429 to 2000 code for a protein of 523 amino acids. Gene Ontology annotation, molecular function: iron ion binding; oxidoreductase activity, acting on paired donors, with incorporation or reduction of molecular oxygen; heme binding. Lineage: Eukaryota; Metazoa; Chordata; Lepidosauria; Squamata; Natricidae. The transcript is spliced from 12 exons. The record is from RefSeq and is a predicted model, not a curated record.
GUUUAGGGACAGCCGUCAUAGCCUUGAGAGACCAAAGGGUGGGUGAAAGGAUGCAGAAGUAAGUGGCUCUACCUGUUUGCUUUGAAGACGGGUUCAAUAGGACGCAAUUCUCCCUGCGGCUUCCCCUCUCUACUUGCUAUUACAAAGACACCCCUCUGCACGGAAGGUGCGCCCCGAGCUUUUCUUUCGUAAGCCUGUUAGAGGCCGAAACGUGCCUCUCCCCACCACAUUCCAGCUCCGUUGACUUUCGAGGAAGCGCCGCCUGCCGCUUCGGAUGCCCUUUCUCUCCUUUGCCAACUCUCCAUCGAGGCAAUAAAGAGUCAACAACGAGCAUCGCUCCUCGUAGCUUUCUCUCCUUGGGAAAAGCCAUUUUGUCUCUCGGACGGGCAGCCCUUCCUCCCGACCCUGAGUUACCCCUUUACUUUCCGAUGGAUCUUUCGCGGGUUUGGCACCUGGUUGCUGUGUUUUGCUUGACCUACGUGCUGAUCAAAAUCAUCCGGCUGCAUCACCGAAGACAGGCGCUGCUGAAAGCUUUGGAUAGUUUUGCGGGUCCCCCUUCCCAUUGGUUUUAUGGUCAUCUCCUUGAGCUUUCACCUAUUUCUGCAGUUUACAGAAAAGUAGAGAAAUUCAGUUGUCUGUAUCCAUUUGCCUUUCCUCUGUGGUUUGGCAGGUUCAUUGCAUGUUUGAACAUCACGCAUCCUGAUUAUGCAAAACCAAUACUUGCUCGAACAGAACCAAAAGAUAAUUUUAGUUAUCGGAACAUAGUCCCAUGGAUCGGAAAAGGUUUAUUAGUUCUGCAUGGACCCAAAUGGGCACAACAUCGAAAAUUGCUAACUCCAGGUUUCCACUUUAGUGUACUAAAGCCAUAUGUUCCCCUGAUUGCAGACUCUACAAAAGUGAUGUUGGAUAAAUGGGAAAAACUGAUCGUAGAGGAGAAAUCAGUGGAACUCUUUGAACAUGUGAGCUUGAUGACACUUGAUAGCCUCAUGAAAUGUGCCUUUGGUUAUAACAGCAACUGUCAAAUGUACAAGGAAAACUCUUAUGUUCAAGCUGUCUUUGAGCUUUGCUUCUUGAUAUAUGCCAGGAUGCACCAUAUUGUAGGUCUCAGUGAUCUUUUAUAUUGGUUCAGUUCUCAUGGAUUUCGGUUUCGGAAAGCCUGCCAAGUUGCUCACCUUCAUACAGAAUUACCACGAACAAGCUUAAAAAUUGGAAUUGGUGAGCUGUUAACAUCAAAUGUUUCCAAUGCAGAGAAAGUAAUCAAGGAAAGAAAGGAAUCUUUGAAGGCUGAGGAAGAACUUCAAAAGAUCCAGGCAAAGAGGCACUUGGAUUUUCUUGACAUUCUUCUCUGUGCCAAAGAUGAAAAUGGCAUGGGAUUAUCUGAUGAAGAGGUACGUGCUGAAGUGGACACUUUCAUGUUUGAAGGUCAUGACACCACAGCUAGCGGGAUGUCUUGGCUUCUGUAUUGCCUUGCACAAAAUCCAGAGCAUCAGGAAAGAUGUAGAGAGGAGAUAAAAUCCAUUCUGGGAGAUCGUGACACAAUCGAGUGGGAUGAUCUUAAUAAGAUGACUUACUGCACCUUAUGCAUUAAAGAGAGUCUCCGCCUUUAUUCCCCGGUACCUGGAGUAUCCCGAGAAUUAACCAAACCUGUUACAUUUUUUGAUGGGAAAACUUUACCUGAAGGUGCCUGGGUUGUGAUAAGCAUUCACCUAAUCCACAAGAACCCCAGUAUAUGGCCUAAUCCAGAGGUGUUUGACCCACUGAGAUUUUCUCCUGAGAAUUUAUCUAGCAGAAAUUCUCAUGCUUUUCUUCCAUUCGCUGCAGGGCCAAGAAACUGUAUUGGACAACAGUUUGCCAUGAAUGAGAUGAAAGUGGUUCUUGCUAUGACUUUGCUUCGGUUUGAAUUGUCACUUGAUCUGUCAAAGCCUCCGCCUGUUCCAGUGCCUUUGGUUGUCUUGCGUUCUGACAAAGGAAUUCAUGUUUGCUUGAAGAAACUGGAGUGAACCUAUAAUUAAUAGAGGAAAUAAUUCAUGUGGGGAGCAUGCAAGGGCUUCUGUAUAAUUUUCUCUUCCAGCCAGGUGCCCUGUACAUGGUUUGAGAUUAUACUUCCAAGAAUACUUCUGUUGCUCUUCAAAAAAUUAAUAAUGACUUUCAUUAUGGUGGCUGGGAAUUAAAAUAAUAAUAUCUCUGGGGGCUGCUAAUUUAUUGAAAAUGCAAAACAGAAUGUAUAUAAUAGAAUAUUUGCAAUAAUUACCAGGAACCAGAUUUUAUCCUGAUGAAAGAUUGAAUGCCCAAGAGAUUCUUCUACUAUCAAUUCAUUCUUAAAUUAACUACAACACUAACAAAAGUUUCACUCAGUAAUUAAGUCACUAUUUUUUUAGUGUUAGUGUUUCUAUUUAGUCAUGAGUUAAUCCCUCUUGCCUUUCUUAGUAGAUCCCCUUGUCCACAAAAUGAAUGGAAAUGUCAGUAGUCUUGAAAUUGGUAUUUCUUUCCUAUUCCUAAUACAUUUAUUCUAUUUUUUUCUUUAUCACUAUCACUUCUUUAUUGACUUACAUAUGUACAAUUAUCACCUGGAUGAACAUGACCAAGGAUGCUGUGUUUUUCCAAAACUCUAGGUGUAGUUGUUUCACAUCUUCUUUUUUAAAUGCCAUGAGUAAACUGUG